Molecule: messenger RNA, 820 nt
Organism: Dendronephthya gigantea
Lineage: Eukaryota; Metazoa; Cnidaria; Anthozoa; Malacalcyonacea; Nephtheidae
Product: early nodulin-75-like
Exons: 2
Coding region: 136-576 (146 amino acids)
Source: RefSeq, a predicted model, not a curated record
UAUUACAGACGUUGCUCAACGUGGCAACUUUCGAAACCGCUUUGAAUAAAAAAAUAACGUGUCAACCAAUCUUAUUUUUCUGUUGUGAAGAACUUGCAAGGGUCACAUAUUCAAUUAGUGGGCAAGAUCAUCGAAAUGAUAACCAAAACAAUAAUAAUUUCUUUCCUCCUGGUCAUUGUUUGUGUCACAUCAGGUCAUGGAAAAUCAUUGCAAAAAGGUGGAAAACGUCAUUUCAUGCUGCCGCCUCAAAUCCCUUCUGGAAAACGUUCCUUAAUGGACACGGAUCCCCCUCGUGGUGGUGAGGGGUUAGGAAAACGUCGUUUUAGGGUACCGCCUCCAAUCCCUCCUGGAAAACGUAGCUCAGUGCUGUAUCCACCUCCAGGAAAACGUAGCCCAGUGGUGUAUCCACCCGGUACUGGAAAACGUAGCCCAGUGGUGUAUCCACCUCCUGGAAAACGUAGCUCAGUGGUGUAUUCACCUCCUGGAAAACGUAGCUCAGUGGUGCAUCCACCUGCUAGAAAACGUAGCUCAGUGCAGAGAAAGAGGCCACCUAUGGGAAAACGUAGCUCAGAGUAGGGGCAACCAGCGGGAAAACGUAUAGCUCAGUUUAUUGAUAUAAAUUUUACCGUUUUUUGCACUGAUUUAUACAAACAUCGUAAUUAUUAAUGACUAUAAAUACUAGAAUAAUUUAUCUUUUAGCACCACGUCUUGCACUAUUGAACUGUUAUAUAACGACAAGAGACGCGCAUGUUAUCAUGAAAUUGUGUUUAGUUUGUAAUGUUGAACGAAAAAAAAAAACAUUUGCAUAAUCAUCAUCAAA